Molecule: messenger RNA, 2205 nt
Organism: Rotaria sp. Silwood2
Lineage: Eukaryota; Metazoa; Rotifera; Eurotatoria; Philodinida; Philodinidae
Source: the annotation of a GenBank genome assembly
AUGGGACAUAAUUCAACAAAAUUAUCUAAUAGAAAAUUUAAAAAAACCAAUAAAAAUAAAAAAAUUUUCUGUUGUCUAUGUACAUCUCAUUCAUUAACAAAUUCACUUUCAUCAUUAUCAUGUUCAAUCGAUGAAAAAUAUUUUCCAACAUUUGAUCGAAUUGUAUCAAAUAAUAAUCAUUAUUUAGUAUCAAUAGAAAAUAUAGUCAUAAAUGUAUCCGAUAAUAAAAAUCAAUCGAAUAAAAAACUAAAUACAACUAAUAUUAAUCAAUGGAUUAAUUCAUUACCUAUUCUUGAAUCAAUAUCAUUAAAUCAUACGAAUAUUAAUCAAUCACAAUUAAUACAAGAACAUAAUUUAACUAAUGAUAAUGAACAACUUUCACAUAUUUUAGCAAUAAAAUCUAAUCGUGAAUUUUUAAAUGUAAUAAAAAAAUUUCAAUUAAAUUUUUAUUUAGAAGAUUAUCAAAAUCGUUUAAAAAAUUCAAAAAUAAAACAAACAUUUAAACAACAUUUUUCAUCAUCAACAAUUAUUAAUCCAUCGAAUCGUAUUAAUCAAUUAUUAAUUGAUGAUUUAAAUUUAUUUAUAAUAUCAUCACCUGAAUCAAUUUUACCUAAUUUAUUCAUAAAUACAAAUAAUUCAUUUAAAAUUCAUGAACAAUUACGUUCAAAAUGUUAUUUUAUACCAUUAACUUAUUACCAAAUUGAACCUAAUGAUGAUGAAUAUAAACAAAAAUCUAUUCCAUUGGAUCGUACUCAUGUUGUUAUUACAUUAGAAAAUAAUCAAACAACAAACACAAAUAAAACAUCUGUGGAAUAUGAACCACUAUGUAUAUUUACAUCAAAUGAUUCAUUUCAAACAGGAUUUAUUCAUAUUAAUCAAGAAAAUAUUUCAAAAGAAUUUCUGCCAUUUAUUUCCUAUUAUUCAGAAGACAAUGUUUCUUAUUUAUCAUCAAAUUUAAUUCAACAAUGGUUUAAUACAUUAAUACUUGUUAAUCAAACAUGUAAUAUUGUUCAACAGUUUUUAAAAGGAGAUGGACGUCAUAUUACCUGUCUUCUCAAAGAACAAACGAAUAAUCAAUCGAAUAAGGAGAAUUUAUCUUCAUCUCAAAGCAAUUUAAUAUUUGCUGCUUUACGUCUACCAUCAUGUAAAUAUUUCCAGGAUAUGUCUUCAACGAAUAUUCAAGAAGAAAAAUCUGACAAAAUUUCUGAUGCAUUUUCUCCAAUAUUUUUAUCUGAUAAUAAAAAAAUUUCAAGUGAUUUUGUUCAUAUUGAUUAUGAACAAUAUUCCUUUGCAUUUAUACUUCAUCGUUGGCCAAAAAUUUUAAUUGAUAAUUAUUAUAUACAUCCAAAUCGUUAUUCAAAACGUCAAUGGCCAUCACAGUAUGAUAUGAAUAUAAUCAUAAAAAAAUCUUUAUUACUUAUACCUGAUUCUAUUACUAAUCAUAAAUGGAAAAUAAAUUUUGAUUUAAUUGAAGAAAAUUUAUUUGAAUUAAUGAAUGAAUCAACAUUAUUUUUUUAUAUGUUAUGUCAACAAUUAUUUUCUCAAACAUAUUCAAUACGUAUAAUAAUUAAACAUUGUUUUUUAAAUUAUUGUGAAAAAUAUGGUUUACCAUUUUCAAAUAAUCACAAUAAUAUUUUGGAUUUAAUAAAUCAUUUUUUAAAAGAAUUAUCGGAACAAAUAAAUAAAAACUUUUUUCCAAAUUAUUUUAAUCAUGAAAUAAAUCUAUUGAAUUCAAAUGAAAAUUAUAAUCAAUGGUUUGAUUAUAUAAAUAAAUUUAUUUCAAAUCGUAUUGAUGUUUCUUCGUUUUUAUCAUCAUCAUUAAUAACAAUAUCAAAUCGUUCAAUAAUUAUUGAAUUUUUAUUUUAUUUUAUUGAUCAAUUAUAUCAAACACUUCAUAUAAAACAAUCACAAUUUUAUUUAAAUGAUAAUAUUCUAUUAGAUUUACAUAAACACUUAUGUGAAAAAUUAUCUAAUGAUAAUCAGAAUAAAUUAUCACAGAAAUUUAUGAAUGAUUUAUUGAAUAAUAAACAAAUUAUUACAAAUAUACAAAUGAAUUUAACUUACGAUUAUGAAACAAAUGCAGAAUUAGUACAUAUUUGUUUAAAUCAAAUACGUAAAGCACAAACUUCAUUAAUAUUUCAUUAUACAUGGACGGUUUUUAUACAAUAUUUACAUACUUAUUAUAAUGUUUUAUGGAAUAUUUAA